GGAAGGAUUAGUGAGAGGCCUCAGUCUUAUUAAUAUCAUACAUGACUGCUCGCCACACGCUGCGGCCUUUCUUUUUUCCUGCUGUGAGCUAAAAAUAGAGCCCACAAUUCAUCGCCUUUGUUCAUUUAAGGUCCCUUUGCAGACUGGGCCUGCCUGUCUCUUUAAUCCCAACUCGUCCUCUGCUUGAUAGCUUCUCUGAAAGGAGCCAUGGUCACAUUAUAGACUUAAAUUCUGCAAGCCUUCUUAUUGAGGAGGAAAUGACCCAACUGAGUGUCCGUCGCUGGACGCCCAAACAUGUGGCCAAGUGGCUAAAGGAAGAGGGCUUCUGUGACUAUGUGGACCUUUUGUGUUACAAGCAUCGACUGGAUGGCACCAGUUUACUCGCCCUCAGCGAGUAUGACCUCCGCUCACCACCUCUGGAGCUCAAGGUGCUGGGGGACAUCAAGCGGCUAAUGGUGUCGAUCCGCAAACUCCAGAAACAGAACAUGGAUGUGUUGGAGGAGCUGGGUCUUCCCUUUGAUGGCCACUCGCCUACAGGCUCCGGAGGCAGUUUGGACUGGCUGUGUAAUGGGGACCCAAGCAGAGACUGUGACAGCACUGACACAGCACCAGUGGGAGAGGAGUAUCAUCAGUACACCAAUGGGAAAUACAAGCAGCAGACAAGGCGCCUUGAUCCAGAGUACUGGAAAACAGUGUUGAGCUCCAUCUAUGUGGUGUUUGUAUUUGGGUUCACGUCCUUCGUCAUGGUCAUAGUGCAUGAGAGGGUGCCUGACAUGCGCAUGUACCCUCCACUGCCAGAUAUUUUCUUAGACAGUGUCCCUAGAAUACCAUGGGCCUUUGCCAUGGCAGAAGCAUGUGGAGUGAUACUCUGUAACAUCUGGCUGCUGGUUCUGCUACUACAUAAACACAGGUCCAUCCUUUUGCGGCGCAUGUGCAGCCUCAUGGGGACGGUGUUUAUGCUGCGCUGCAUCACCAUGUUUGUCACCUCCCUGUCUGUGCCAGGACAGCACCUGCAAUGCUCAGGAAAGAUGUACGGUGACAUGUGGGCCAAACUGCAGCGAGCUGUGGCCAUCUGGAGUGGCUUUGGGAUGACACUGACAGGAGUGCAUACGUGUGGUGACUACAUGUUCAGCGGCCACACUGUGGUUCUCACCUUACUUAACUUCUUUGUCACAGAGUACACCCCAAGAAGCUGGAACUUCAUUCACACGUUGUCAUGGGUCCUUAAUCUCUUUGGCAUCUUCUUCAUCCUGGCUGCACAUGAGCACUACUCAAUUGAUGUGUUCAUAGCGUUCUACAUCACUACAAGACUCUUCCUGUACUACCACACUCUAGCCAACACUCGGGCUUACCAGCAGAGCCGGCGAGCUCGCAUCUGGUUCCCCAUGUUCUCUUUCUUUGAGUGCAACGUCAACGGGCCCGUUCCCAACGAGUAUUGCUGGCCCUUCUCUAGACCCACCAUGAUGCGGAGGCUGAUUGGAUAAUGAACGGCAUUGGUACUGUCAGACACUUUUUAGCCCAUGCUGUUUUUUUUCUGCUUUGUUAAGUUGCCAACUUGAGGCCGUGUGUGUGUGUGUGUGUGUGUGUGUGUGUGU
Scomber scombrus (Atlantic mackerel) is the source of this 1595-nucleotide messenger RNA. RefSeq names its product sphingomyelin synthase-related protein 1-like. Bases 258 to 1484 code for a protein of 408 amino acids. Gene Ontology annotation, biological process: ceramide biosynthetic process. Gene Ontology annotation, molecular function: protein binding; sphingomyelin synthase activity; ceramide cholinephosphotransferase activity. Lineage: Eukaryota; Metazoa; Chordata; Actinopteri; Scombriformes; Scombridae. The transcript is spliced from 6 exons. Gene Ontology annotation, cellular component: Golgi membrane; endoplasmic reticulum membrane. The record is from RefSeq and is a predicted model, not a curated record.